Messenger RNA from Procambarus clarkii (red swamp crayfish), 1721 nucleotides. Its product is annotated as proteoglycan 4. The record is from RefSeq and is a predicted model, not a curated record. Lineage: Eukaryota; Metazoa; Arthropoda; Malacostraca; Decapoda; Cambaridae.
CGAGGCUCCCAGCCGGUCAGAGCACAGUGACCCUUCAGCUCCCACGACGAGAAGAUGUUGGCCAUAGUGGUGUUGACGGUGGUAGCCGCCGUGCAGGUGGAGUGCGCACCCAGCCAAUUCUGGCCAGGCUUCUCGAAUGCUCCCUCCUUCACUUCGCAACCGAACAAGAAGCCAAUAUUUUCUACACAGAUCCACAAAGGUUUCCCAAGCAAGACUAGAGUUCCCGAUCACGCGGAGACUCAGCGCGCCUACGAGGACUUCAUCCAGAUAUGGUUGGAUCAGGCCAGGCUCACCCUCAACACGGCCAAUGCCGCCAGGUUCAGCCCUCGGCCCAACGUGGGAGAACCUGUUGUCGUAGCCGAGGCGAUCACAGAGAACCCACGAAUCCAAGAGGUCGUUCCUGUCGAGUCAGAUCAAACUUUCUUCAUGGAUCCAGAGCCAACCUCCCACGUGGAUGCAGAGCCAACUUCCUACGUGGAUCCAGAGUCAACUUAUAACGUGGAUUCAGAACCAACUUCCUACGUGGAUCCAGAGCCAACUUCCUACGUGGAUCCAGAGCCAGCUUCCUUCGUAGAGGCAGAGCCAACUUCCUUUGUAGAGGCAGAGCCAACUUUCUUUGUAGAGGCAGAGCCAACUUCCUUCAUAGAAGCGGAGCUAACUUCCUUAAUAGAGGCAGAGCCAACUUCCUUCGUAGAGGCAGAGCCAACUUCCUUCGUAGAGGCAGAGCCAACUUCCUUCGUAGAAGCAGAGCCAACUUCCUUCGUAGAGGCAGAAAUCCAGCCAAUGGAGCAGCCAGAUAAACACGAGCCAGUAUUUAUCGACGUACAGCCAACACCUGAAAUAUUGACAUCAGUCGCCGUUGAGACAGAGGUCGUGCCUGAUGACAUAGCCCUUGUUGCUGAGGAAAAUAUUCCGACUCUUGUGGAACAGGACACUUCCACCGUUCUCAGAGACGAGAUAGCUCAAGACACCAUCGCAGUACUCCCUUCUGUGGAGCCCAUGGCAGAACCCAGUGUAGAACAGUCCUUUGUGGAAGCUAUUACCGAGGCUCCUGCAGUAAAAUCCACUGUGGAGCAAGCUGUGAAACCCACGGAAGAGAUAGUCGUGGAACCCAUUAUUGAGCCAUUCGUGGAAAAUGCUGCAGAGGAACCAGUGGAGGAGUUCCAGCCACAAGUCGAGCCUACAAAGACUAUCAUUCCCGCUGGCAGAAGCAUCAGCUCAACAUCCUCCAGACACUCGGCGAUGACCCUCGAGCAUCGCCCGACCAUCAUCAAAGAGGAGUUCCCCGGAGCAACGUUCCAUCCUAGUGUCCUGGUACACCCUCAGCCAGCCCGCCUGCCAGCACGCGCUGCUGGGGCCAUCAACACAGAGGGCCUCACCUACACCCUACAGUUCUUCCCCACACAAGGACGGUCUCACUAUUUCGUCUCAACGCCCAUCGGAGGAAGCAGGAGAUUUUAAUGGAGAAGUCCCUGUCAUAUUAUUAUAAGGAUUGUACAUAUGUCAUUUUCUAUACUCAUUACUUCUAUGUAGCUUAAAAGUAAACAGAUAUUUUUCUACAAUUUGUAAAUAUUUUUUUAUUUGUAUAUACUCUAAAGCUGGCUUCGAUACCUUUAGUAGAAAUAAAUAUAUUUUGAAGCUCAUGAAUAUUGUUAAAAACAUAAAAACGGCACAAUUAUUUUUUAUGUAAAUCACAAUAAAGCCGGAAAAGAAAACCCGUA